This is a messenger RNA of Durio zibethinus, 429 nucleotides long. Lineage: Eukaryota; Viridiplantae; Streptophyta; Magnoliopsida; Malvales; Malvaceae. The record is from RefSeq and is a predicted model, not a curated record.
AUGGCCACCUCCAAACGUAGAGGGAAUUUGUUCAAGAAAGCUACUGAACUUUCAACCUUAUGCGGGGCACGAGUCGCCAUUGUUACUAUCUCAGAGAAGGGGAAAGUAUCCAUGUUUCCGAAUUCGGAUACCGUUAUCCAUCGUUAUGUUACACGAAAAGGCUCUUUGAAAUCAACUUCUGGUAAUGGGAUGAUGAAGUUGCGGAAGAAGCAACAUGUGGAAGGGGCAAAGAAGGAAGCAGUUAAGAAGGCUGAGAUGAAAGAGUUGAUGAACAAUCAAUCGGCAGAGAAAGCUGUUGGUGUUGAUAUUGCCACUCCUGUUGACCUUAGAAGCCAAUGGCCUGGUGUCACCUGCGCAGCAGAAUGGAGCUCCUCGAUUGCAGAUGUUAUAUUGAACUCACGUUCAGAUAUGGGUAGCAGAAAAUUCUGA